Molecule: messenger RNA, 1301 nt
Organism: Styela clava
Lineage: Eukaryota; Metazoa; Chordata; Ascidiacea; Stolidobranchia; Styelidae
Source: RefSeq, a predicted model, not a curated record
UCCCAUUGAACAUGAGAUUACGUACCAAGGUUAGUUUUAUGACGCUGAGAUAACGCAAUCGUACACUAUAUACAUUUUUAUUUUAUUCGUAUAUUCAACUUGAUAUUAUAGAAAGAGUGUAUCAAGUUACCAGUCACUCUUGUAGGCAGACGCAAAAAAAAGAUUAUAACUUCAUAUACAAUCAGCAUAAAUUGUUCGAAGUGGUAAAAUUUUCACGAUUUGAUAGAUUACGCCUAUGCUAAAAAUAUCAAAUUUAACGACUUGGUCUGACCCAAAAUAUGUUAAAAAAUAUGACAUACUCAGUUCACGGAAGUUGGCGCUUUAUUUUUAGAAAGAAUGGACAUAAAACAAACGUGAUACAAAAUCGAAAAUCAGUUGUUACCGCGGUCUCUACUGAAUGUGCACAGAAUUUAUCCAGUUUGUGAUUUUGACAAAUUGGGGUAGUCGCCAUGGGACUGUUCACUUUCAUUCUGCCUUUCCUUCUUAUUGGAGCAUAUGUAGCUGGCAUUUCAACGGAUUCGAAUGAAUUUUGUGAUAGCAAUGAUUAUGGAUUCUCUAUCAAGCUGACCAACGAGCAGGAUCUAAGGUUCAAACUUGAAGAAAAAGUAACGUCCAUUCUGAUGAAAAAUCAGCUCCGGGACAUCACGAUUGUCACAUAUAUAACUCGUGUAGACGAUUUAAAUCCUGCAACGCCUGUCCCAGUGAGCUUCAGCAUCCGUGAAGAGACGAUGGUACCUAAUAAGUUUCCGACAUCAAGUGUUCGUGUAGGAAAGCAACAAACCUUUAUCACGAACCAUCCAACAAAGACGAUAUCAGUCACUCCAACAAUGAAAGUAAUGUCAAACUCAGCCACAAAAACACAAAACAUCACUGAUGAAAAUGAUUUGACGGAUAAUAAAACUGUCUUAAAUAGUACCGAUGAAAUGCAUAAAGACGACGGUACCGUGUACUUACACAAUCCUACAAGUACCUAUGGCAGUUCCACAAAUCGUCCAAACGAUGAAACAACAUCAAUAACAUAUGAAAAUUUAACAAGCAAGAUUCAAACAACAGUUAAAAGCACAAGUGACACGAUUAACACUGCUGUCUCUACUUUAAUCCCAGAUGAAGAAACACAAGAUCGAGCAACAGUUACUCCGAAUACCGUCAAAGCUACUGAAGCGUCUAACUUGAGAGACACUACUAUUGGAAACAGCGUUGAAUCCAGCGGAUUUGAAAUUUCAACUACUUUUAUUACACAAAGCGAAACUACAAAAAGUUUUGAUACCACUAUCAGGAUUGGUAAGAAUUUGAUUAUUUGA